AUAUAUCCAAUCAAACCCUUCCCCUUCUGCAAAACCCCUCAAAACCCUUUCACAACCCUUUCACUUUUCUUUCUCUCUCAGGUACAUCGCCGUCUAGUGGCGGCAUCACAUCUCUGAUCAAUCGGACCGAACCUAAACCUCUUUCAAAUGGAGUCCACCGACGCUUCUGAUGGUCCCGUCAUCAACUUCGUUAACAAGCGAAUCCGAGGUCUGCGAAAGAAGCUCAACCGCAUCCUCCAAAUCGAGGAAUCCAUAGAUCAAGGGAAACCCAUCAACCGAGAGCAAGAAGAGCUCAUCCGUUCCAAACCCUCCAUCACAGCUUCAAUCGACGAGCUCGAGAAACUUCGACAGCCUCUAUCCGCCGCUGUUGCUGAAGAAGUUGCUCUUGCUAUCAAGCGCCAUCAGGUUUCUUCUCUCGAUACCGAUCCAAUAGAUGCUAAGGAAAAAGACAAAGAACAUGAAGAGAAAACUGCGGAGUCUCAGCAGAAGGAUAGAGAAAACCUCACGCUGGAGGAUAUUCUUAAUCUGCUCUAUUUUGGUGCAAUGUUUGAUGUCAAAAGUCAGAACGAUUUCACUUCCAUGAUGUUCACUCAGAUGCAUGAGAGAGGUAGCUGUCUGACCUAUGACUACGUUACUGACGAUGAAUCUGCUGAUCUGCUUGUCGAGAAAGAUUUGGACUUGAUUUCCAAAUUGAGUGGUUUGUUGAUAUCAAGACCUGUAGACUCAAGUCUCUCCCACAAGAACGCUUUGCAGCAUUGCGUAGAGCACGCCAAACUCUGGCUUGCUAACUCCGAUCAGCCGAUCGAUUCUUUUCCAAGCAUCACUUAUGCUGGAUUGAGAGCUAAGUUGAACAAGAUUAUGGCAUCGGACUACUUCACCACUACCCCAAAGAUGAAACCAACUGCUGAGAUGGCUGCUGAUGCAGCUGCCAAUUUUGGGUCGUAUCAGGUUGCUGUACCAGUCCAAGUGGGAAUUCAGGAUCAAGAUGGUGUUGCUCCAAAUGUUCAAGGUCAAGGAAAUCAAGCAUACGGUGAUGAAUCAGGCAUAACUGAAGAAUCUCAAAAGGUGGAGGUGAAAGAAGUGAGAUUACAAACAGAAGUAGAAGGGAAAAAUGAGGGAGAAUCAAAUGAGGAGGAGCAGCAGCAACAGUAUGGCAAUAGGAGAGGCCACUAUAACCAGAACCAAAGAGGUGGUCGAGUUGGUGGGGUGCGUAGGGGUGGUGGUGGCUAUGGACGUGGAAGUGGUAGAGGAGGAGGAGGCGGUCCUUACCAGAAUGGUGGUCGAAGCCAAUUCUACGAUCAGCCAGGAAACAACAACUACUACCCAAGAAACCACUACAAUAACAACAAUAAUAAUAGUAGGCCAAGAGGUGGAGGAGGAAGAACAUCAUACAAUAAUAAUAACCAUGGAGCAGGAAAUCAAACCAGGUAUGUGCAAGAAGAAGCAUGAUAUGACAGACUGUUUUAAUUUAGCAUUAGCAUUUUCUUCUUCUUCUUCUUCUUACUCCUGCUGCUGCUACUUCUAGUUUUUUUUUUAAUUUAAUUUUGAAUUGGAUGGUGGUGAAUGUUUCUUCUUUUUGAUUGAGGUUUAGAUUGAAUUGGAUUUUGGAAUAGCAAGACCACAACCCAAACUCUCAUCUUCUUUGGCAACUUAAGCCACUAAAUGAACAUUGUUUCAACAAUUAAUUAUUGGUCUAUGGGAUUUUAGUUUA
Molecule: messenger RNA, 1711 nt
Organism: Impatiens glandulifera
Lineage: Eukaryota; Viridiplantae; Streptophyta; Magnoliopsida; Ericales; Balsaminaceae
Exons: 4
Coding region: 148-1449 (433 amino acids)
Source: RefSeq, a predicted model, not a curated record